This is a messenger RNA of Arabidopsis thaliana (thale cress), 1240 nucleotides long. Its product is annotated as F-box associated ubiquitination effector family protein. Bases 688 to 942 code for a protein of 84 amino acids. The record is from RefSeq and is marked reviewed. The transcript has a single exon. Lineage: Eukaryota; Viridiplantae; Streptophyta; Magnoliopsida; Brassicales; Brassicaceae.
GAAGUCUAAAACCCCCCUCAAAAAUCAGACGACGACAGCGUUGGAGCUUUCCUUUGAUAUGAUAGAGGAUAUACUCUCAUGGGUUUCAUCUAGAUCUCUUCCACGAUUAAAAUCCAUCUGCAAACCUUGGGAAACCCUAAUCACAGAUUCAAGAUUCAUGAAGAAGCACUUGUAACACAUGCGUGGCCGUGAGCAACAAUUCACUGUCUUCAACAACGUUUCCAGUUCCGAAGUUUCUAACAACUUGUCUGGUUCCACAGAUUCUUGUGUCGGUAUCGAUUUCGACGAACUCGAAAACCCUUGUUUGAAUUUGCAGGUUUUUCAACCAAUUUCGACAUUAAAUUGUUUGGUACAGAACAUGUAUCAUUGUGAUGAUUUAUUGUUAUGAGAACCAAAAAACUUUAGUGGGUUGUUGUUGAUGAAAGCUUUAAUGGGUUCUUAGAGUUACCAGAUUCUAGUGUGUGUUUGAGAGGAACUCCUUAUUGGUUAGGUUAUCUAAAUGGUGUACCUUAUGGGACGAUACAGAGUUUCGAUUUCUAUAAACAGAGAUUUAAGUCUUUGUUUCUUACUCCUUCAUGCGUUGUGUCUGAGAAGUUGGAGAAUUCUCUUUCUUUAGGGGUUUUCAGAGGAGAUCGACUUUCGUUGUUACAUAAGUCCCGAGUAACAAGUAAGAUACACUUGUGGGUGAUGAAGAAGCAUUGGAGUAGGUUGAUGACAGUUGGUCUACCUGAAUUUCCCAUGUGUCCGAAGUAUUCAAGUUACUUCAUUGAGAAUCAUGGUAAAAUUGUGCUAUCUAUUCAUCACUUAGGGUCUAUUAGUAUCUACAUUGUUGGAGAGGAUCAAGAAUGUCAAAAAGUUAAAUAUUCUUCUAUGGAUCGUUCAGUUGGUGGUUCUGGUUGCUACUAUGUUCCGAGCUUGCUUCCGGUUCCCGGUUUUCUCUAGGCGGGAAGAAGAAAGGUCAGGUUAUGACUAUGGAAACAAAAAGAAAGAUUGACUCAAAGAAUGAUGUCAUGGUUUUUCUUGUUGUUGUUGGGUUUUGUCACUACAUUUGAAACUGUGUUAUUUUAACUUUUUAACGAAGAAAGAGUAUGCAGCUUUCAUCGAGACUGUUUGUCCUUCAUGCGGUAGUACCCCUGCGUGUUGUAGUUCCACAGUUUCUUGUGUGGGUAUUGAUUUCCACAAACCUGAAAAAUCUGGUUGGAUAUUGCAGUUUUCAAAAGCUAAUUCCUUGGCGGUCAAU